This is a messenger RNA of Parastagonospora nodorum SN15, 1512 nucleotides long. RefSeq lists its product as hypothetical. The record is from RefSeq and is a predicted model, not a curated record. NCBI's taxonomy places the organism in Eukaryota, Fungi, Ascomycota, Dothideomycetes, Pleosporales, Phaeosphaeriaceae. The transcript has a single exon. Bases 1 to 1512 code for a protein of 503 amino acids.
AUGGGCCUCCUCGAUCUACCCCCAGAACUUCUAGAUCUCAUCAUCGGCGCAGCCGCGCCCCAUGGCCUGGAGAAUUUCGUGCUCUCGUGCAAGGCUGUGUUCGAGCGUGCGAAGUCACAAAUUGAGCGACACAAUGCGCUGAAAAAGACAUGGAGCCAUGCCACCAAUGCAAGCCAGGCGCGUUGUGGAGACACCCUCAACGUUCUUUACGAAAUAUCACGUGAGCCCAUCAUUGCAGAGUACAUUACGUCUUUGAGUCUGUGGGACCAGCGCGUAGACAACCAGAUGCCAAAAGAGCCCGUGGCAGAUGACUUCCGUAACGAUGAGACGGCCAUGAUGAACAUCAAGGCCUUGCUCCAGAAUGCCGACUACUCCGCCCUCGUGGGCCAGGACGAGUGGUGGCAACAAAUCUUGGACGAAGAUGCGGCGGGCGAAGAAAUGGGUGUCGAUAAGCUGUAUGCAACGGUCGCGCUGCUGGCUCUUCUCCCUAACCUCAAAACACUUCAGUUGCCUGAUCGAUGGCAUGAGAUCCGGAGAGACGAGGCCGCCGAAUCUUUGGUGCCCGUUGUCGAAUCGCUGAUCAGAAUGUCGAAUACUAGCCGUAGUGCACGAAGGCCACUGGGUUCCCUAGAAACCCUAUUGCCUUUUGUGGAGGAGGGUUACGAUGUGCGCGCCAGCUUGCAAUGUAUCCAGCCUUUCAUGUGUCUCAAUAGCGUCCGCAACCUUUACGCUGUUAGUUGCGUCGCUCUAGAGGACGACUGGAGCAAUAUGCCAUUCGAGUGGCCAACAAGCCUCAAAUCCCCGUUGACCAGAAUUGAGCUUGCCAGUUGCUGCAUCGAUGCCGGUGCACUGUCAGUCUUAUUGGCCAAUACUCCUGCGAUUACAAUAUUUCGCUAUUCUCACCAAACCAAAUGGGAUGGUCUCGAGACCGACUGGAAUCCCGGUGCGUUCGUGGAAGUGAUCGCGAAUUACCUCGGCAAUCAGCUUCAAGAGCUCGCAAUAACGAUUGACGAACUACACGGCGAAGUUGUCAAUGGUCUAUCCUCUUUCAUGCGCUUCGUCAGGCUCCAAAAACUUGAAGUAGACGUUGCUGUCUUCUGUGGUCCACCGCUCGAAAGCGGCCAGCGUCGCGGGCGCGACGCUUAUGCGCCAGACGGUGCUACGUUGUGGGUACAUAACGACAUACCAUGUAUGGGCGACAUGCUGCCUGAUAGCAUCCGGGAGCUGCAUGUAAACACCGACUAUCCCUAUCCAUCCAAGGAUGCGCUGCAGGCGCUUUUCAAGAACAUUAAGAUACGACGAGAAGACAAACUCCUCAAUCUUGAGAAGACCGUCAUAAGGCAGUAUAGAUCAAGUACUGCAUGGAGAAUGGCAGAAAUGCACCAGGCGACCCUAGAAGUGUUUGAUGAAGGCGUAGCAGAACCACGGCCGCGGUCUAUGAUGCCAGAAUGGAAACGCGAAUUCGACGCGCGAGUUGGUGGCAUCGUAAUGACCACGAGUGAAUUGACAUAG